Messenger RNA from Lodderomyces jiufengensis, 849 nucleotides. RefSeq lists its product as uncharacterized. The transcript has a single exon. Gene Ontology annotation, cellular component: mitochondrial inner membrane. NCBI's taxonomy places the organism in Eukaryota, Fungi, Ascomycota, Pichiomycetes, Serinales, Debaryomycetaceae. The record is from RefSeq and is a predicted model, not a curated record. Bases 1 to 849 code for a protein of 282 amino acids. Gene Ontology annotation, biological process: mitochondrial proton-transporting ATP synthase complex assembly.
AUGAAAAGUAUAAGACUAUUUACCACAUCUUCGAGAAAUUUCAAAUUUCUAAAUACUAUAAAAGAAGUAUCAAAACCACCACAAUCAUCAUCGCUUGAAAUAACAAGACCAAUAGGAUUAUCCAAACCAGUAUUAUUAAAUCAUAAAUUAUCAGAUACUUAUUCCUUAACCAACAUUAUACAAGAAUUAUUUGGGGAUCAAGCAAAAGAAAGAAGACAAAAAAAUUUAGAUUAUGAUUUAAAACAUUCACCAAUAUAUGAAGCAAAAUCUUUUGAAAAUACGAAAGGUAAAAUAUUUAAACCUCCGAUAUCUUGGUUCAAACAAGAUAAAUCUUUGUUCUUUCCUGAUUUCAUUGCAAAGACUUUGAAUGGGAAACAAGAAAGUUUGUAUGAUGUUUUGGGUAAUAAAUAUAGUAUUGUUAGAUUAUUUUCAUCAAUCACUGGAGAUAAAUGUACGAGAUCAUAUUUUGAUUAUGAUGGUAAAGAUUUAUACUCAAAAGAUUAUUCCACUUUUCAAAAACAAUUUCCAAAUUUUCAAAUAAUAAAUAUAAAUAUGCCAACUACUUGGAUAAAAGGAAUUGUAACAAAUCUUUCCUUAUCAAACCUCAAAAAGAUAAUAUCACCAGAUAGAUAUAAUAAAUAUUUCAUACUACCAAUGCAUAUUUUACCUCCAGAUAUAAGAACAAAAUUACAUUGUGAUAAUCAAUGUUCUGGAUAUAUAUAUAUUUUAGAUUCUCAAGGUAGAAUUAGAUGGGCAACUAGUGGUUAUUCAACUCCUGAAGAUUUAGAAUUAAUGUGGAAAGUUGUGAGAGGUUUGGAAAAAGAAGCUUUGAGGAAUGAAAGUGCAUAG